Messenger RNA from Mycotypha africana, 5671 nucleotides. RefSeq lists its product as uncharacterized. The transcript has 4 exons. The coding region runs from base 53 to 5671 and encodes 1872 amino acids. The record is from RefSeq and is a predicted model, not a curated record. Gene Ontology annotation, biological process: phosphorelay signal transduction system. NCBI's taxonomy places the organism in Eukaryota, Fungi, Mucoromycota, Mucoromycetes, Mucorales, Mycotyphaceae.
CAAGCUACUAUUUUUUUGUUUUUUUCGUAUAUGCUCAAUCUGAAUUCUGUCAAUGUCUGAAUCGCUCAAAGAAACUGACAACAGCAAUAAUAAUAUCAUAGUAUCCAUAGAAAAGGGAGUUGCGAAAUCUACAACGAACGAAUCGGUUGCUACCGAUAAGUCUCUUUCUGUGGUUGAUGAUAUUGAUAGUAAUGAUGGUAAUAGCAAUAGUAGUAGAGAUAUGACGCCACACAGUAGUACUUUAUCAACUCGCGAUGAAAGCUCAACCUUUGGUGUUUCUAAUGCAACCGCUAAGCAUACCCUGCCGUUUUCUUUACUCUCUCAAUCGAACAGCGAGCUAAAGCAGCGCCGUAACAAACAACAACAUCAGGGAGUAUCAACUGCAUUAGAUUUCCCCGGUUCAACAGAACAGAUCGAUGGUAGUAGUCAGCAGAAGGACUGUUGUGUUGAGAGUAAAAUUAUAGCAAAAGAAACGAUGCCAAUGAAUGAACUUUGCAUCAGUAUCAUCAAAGCAACAGUUAUAUUCAAUGUUUUUUAUUAUGCUUAUUGUUUGGCUUAUACAACAACUACUACGAUUUGGACAGCUAUCGAAUUAAGUAUUUGGUGCCUUAUCAGUCUUUGGUUCAUGGUACCGGUCUCUUUGAGCAGCUACAGCAAUAAUUGCGGUAGUAGUAGGAGUAACAUCAGUUGUCGAUUUGGCAAUAAUCUCUUGGAUGUACUUGGUUACCUUCGAGUGAUUUCAUUGGUUAUGCUGGUCAUAACAACGUUGUUCAGUUUCAAUAAUAAUUUCACAACGGCAACAACAGCGACUUUUUUUUCUUCCAUCACUGCUACUAUCACCAUUCUAUUUGAAUUAUUUAUUCUUUUUAUUUAUACUUUGAUGGAACAAAAUAUCAAAUCAUCCUUGCAACAGGCUAAUUCUUCAACGCAGCAGCAGCAGCAGCAGCAGCAUUCCAAAUUGUCGUCAUCGUCGACAACGCCGAGCUUGGCUGAUGUUGACGAUGCAACUGUACAAAAUCAACAACCAUCAGCAUUUGAAGAGGAAAAAGAAGCACGGCUAGUUCAAAAAAAUGUAUUCUUAUCUAUUGUAUCCCAAGAGAUACGCGACACAUGUUCUAUGAUUACGACAACCUUGGAGCAAUUUUGUCCGAGUUCUUUUUUGGUCCCUUCUACCCAUGAAUUAUUAAGUGCCUGUUCUAUGGCAGUACCUGUUUCGAGUAUAUCAGCUAUUACGACCACAGUAAAUCAUGCAUCCCAUAUAGGUUCAAACUUACAUCUCUUGGAUUAUAUCUUGCAAGAGGGAGACGAGGAAUAUUCUGAUAGUUGUCAGCGUCAACGGCUUUCUGCAAAUCAUUGCCACGAUGUCGAUAUGGGAGAAUUGAUUCAGCAUGUAGGAGACGCUUUAGCAGGCCUUUCUGCUAAGUUAGGUGUCCAUAUUGCCAUCUAUCAUAUGGACAAUGGCUUUUCUUUUCCUUCUGUUUUCGCAGAUGGUCCAGCCAUGAAGCAUACAUUGUUAACUUUACUACGAAAUAUUUUGGAGUGUAGUACACCUGGAGCUUGCAUUGAGCUGGGGUUAAUGAUUCAACCUUUACCAGACCAAAACAGCAGCAAAGUGCGAGUCACUUUUCAAAUUAUACAAACAGCUUCACCAGCUAUACCUGUUGGUUUAACCAAAGCUAUGAUACCCAAUAUACAUUAUACCGAGAAGUUGAUUGGUUAUAUUGACGGACAAAUGGAAAUGGAGGCAAUGGAAAAAAACAAGUUUAAGAUCGAAAUCAAUAUGGAUCUCGAGCCCUCUUCCAAUGCAAACAAUAGUAAUAGCCAUAAUAGUGGCACUGAUGAAUUGCACCUUUUCAAAAAUCAACCGCACCAUCACCACAUUUUUUUUGAUAAACCAUCUCAUUUCUUCGAAACUCAAUUUGCAAACAUACGAUUCUCCAACGAACCGACUUUAGAAGAAUUAUCCAUCUUUUUGGCGCAUUUGAAGGGUGUCAAAUUAAUUUUGCAUGCACCUGAAAAGAGUAAUUUCGCAAAACAUCUAACAAGCUGUUUGACAAGCUGGAAUACAGAUAUCAGCCAUCUUCCUGUUCUCACCUAUGCUACUACUGCUUCCAAUGAUGAUGCCGAAUCUGCUUCCUCAAUUACUCUAGGGGCUUUAGGUGUUGGUGGAUCUGAUUCAGACACAACUGCUUCUUUCCAUUCUAUGUUUCAACAGCAAAAUGGAAUGAAGACACCUUUAGAUAAUGUACUAUCACAAGAAAUUUUAGGGUCAACAGCGACAGCAGCGACGCUAACAACGACAGGAGAUUUAUCACCGGCCUCCAACCGAUCGAUCAACAGUAGUAAUAAUCCCACCACUACCACGCUUACGCAGCAAAAGAUACCCUCGCCUGCUAUCGAAGAAGAUCACAUACAUUCUAUUCCGCCGGCCUUUAUCCUAAUUGAUGAUGACAUUUUGACUUUAGAACGUAAAUUACGACAUUUCAGAGAAAAUCUGAUCCAAUAUCAGCAGCAGCAGCAGCAGCAGCAGCAGCAGCAACAACAACGUCAGUCUUCUAUUAGCACUAAUAACAGUGGUGGUAGUAGUGCUACUAGUGCCAGUACUACGAGCAAUAAGAAUGAUACUGCUCGAAAUACCAGCAAUAGCAGCAGAGCAGCACAUCAUCAUCCAUCUAUUCAUCAUCCCCACUAUCCUCCUUCUCUUCCACAUCACCGUCGUUCCAAAUCGAGAACGAGUGACUAUUCUUCGACUUAUGGUACAGUCGCCAUUAUUUUCUUUACAUCCUUAUCUAAUUACAAAAGAGUUCGGGAAACAAUCCAGUGGUACACCUCUGCAGCAUCAUUAUCAACACCUACACCCGCUGCAACACAACCAUUCACUACUGCUCAGAUGACCGCAUCAGGAUUUGCCUUUUCUCCGACUGCUUCGAGCAUGGCAGGGGGCUCAGCUAUUCCCGCGCCAAAUACUACGCCAACGACGACAACAACACCGUCAUCCCCUUAUCAAAGCAGCCAGUACUAUUUACCACGUGUGGUGGUGGUUCCUAAACCCGCGGGACCUCGUCGGUUUUUAACAGCACUCCAUACAGCAUGGCAUAAUGCGACGGUGGAUCCUAAUUUCGUACCUAUCGCUACAUCACCUAUGAGUCCGAUGACGAUGCAUGUAUUACCUACGGCUUCUGCUUCGAGUGUUAUUACAGAUCAACAAUCACAACAACAGCAGCAGCAGCAGCAGCAACACCUGGCAGUCACUCCGAUGAUGACGGCAACACCGCACCACCAUCCUUAUAGUCAUCAGCAGCAACAUGCGUAUUAUGGACAUGAGACGCGUUACUCACCUCGUCGUAUGCACUCACCUCAUCAAAUGGAAGCAAUAGAAAGAGGAAAUUACUUUUUUGCAGAUCCUCACCGACCUUCGAACACUUCGCCUUCAUUACUUGCCACAGCAGCUGCAGCCGCUGGAGCUGCAGCAGGGGGAGGAGGAGGAGGAGGAGGAGGAGGAGGUAGUGGCGGCUCAGUACCGUUGAGCAAUAGUCCAUCACUUAUUGUGCCUCCACCUCCAUCUCCGGGAACUGUUACGGCUUCACUAGCACUCUCGAGUGGAACGCAGCAACAAAACACUCACAUGACUACAACUCAUCCUAUGCCUCCGAAUACGAGCAAUACUACCUCUUCUGCGACUAACUCUACCACUGCCACUACUCCAGGUACACCUACAGAAAUAAAACGACGACUGAGAUCGAGAAGUAGUUUAAGACGUGCUUUUAUGAACAGCGGUGGCGUAAAUGGAAAUAAAAUCCCCCAAGUGGACACAAGCAUUGACAGUGAACAACAGCAGCAAGAACAGCAGCAGCCAUUGGAGAAGAAGGAUAAGUCACCCAUUCAACAGAAGCAGGAAAGCGCAAUAUCCCCCACUAAGAAUAAAUCUUCUUUACCUAUCAAGACGAAAACUACUACGAAUAAUAAGCUGGAAUCACCAGGAAUCUAUUCACCUACGUCACCCUCCUCAAAAAAGUCAAAAAAGAAUAAGCUGAUUGAGAAAAAGAAUGGUGAGAAUACGACUAUACCAGUAACAGUACCCACAAGUACACCAGGCACACCAGCACCCGUCGGUCAUACUGUAGACACCCAUGCUACCACGACUACUAUUGCGGCUGCAAAUGCUAGCAAUACGGCCACUGCCCCCAUACCCACACCUACGCCAGCGAACAGCAAUAAUAAUAACAAUAAUAAUAACAAUAAUAGUACUAAUAACUCAAAGCCUAAACCCAAAUUCAACUUCAAAAUCAGUAAUCGUAAACGUAAAGAAAAAGUCAAUACGUCAGGCAAACAAGGACCCCCUAUUACUGUGCUUAUUGUUGAAGAUAAUAUGAUUAAUCAAGCUAUUUUAUCUACUUGGAUGAAGAAACAUAGUAUCAAAUUUUCAGUUGCCUCAGAUGGAAAGGAGGCAGUAGAGAAAUGGAAAGGAGGAGGCUUUCAUCUUAUUUUGAUGGAUAUUCAAUUACCUGUGAUGGACGGUAUUGAAGCGACCAAGUUGAUUCGAGCAAUUGAAAAAGAGAGAAAGAUCGGUGUGUUACCUUCGUCUUCAUCCUCCACUUCGACUGUAUCGUCGACGUCGCUCUCUUUAAUAACAACAGAGGAUGACAAUGUGAAGAAUAAGAGAUUAACCGAAACAAAACGAGGACUUAAGGUAGAGGACACGGACAGCCAUGAUAAAGUAGGAACAGUAGCAACCAUAGCAACAGCAACAGGAGGAAUUGUAGGACAAGGAGCUGAACAAGGGGCAGGAGCAGGAGCAGCAGCAGGAGGAGGAUUCCAGUCACCAGUGAUUAUUGUCGCAUUAACUGCAUCGUCCCUAGAAUCAGAUAGACAAGCAGCCUUAGCAGCAGGGUGUAAUGAUUUCUUAACCAAGCCUGUGAGCCUUGAAUGGUUGGAGAAAAAGAUCAUGGAAUGGGGUUGCAUGCAAGCCCUGAUCGAUUUUGAAGGCUGGCGUAAAUGGAAAAGAUCAUCACCUUCGACGAGUAUACCCUCCACUUCGAUAGCGUCCACUUCAACAAAGACGAAUAACAAGUAUCAGCCUUAUUUGUCAUUUAAUCAUGAUCAUCAACGCCCACAAGCCAUCAUUAAUAACGAAGGUCAUAGUAAGGAAGAAUUAGAACGAGAAAAGGAAUUACUGGCACUCCGUACGAAAGAACUACUCAAAGAUGAAUCAAGGGCCAUUGUGUUGAUGGGAGUGCAUAAAAGAAGAGUUUCCAGUAAUAUCACAACGCCCACAACAGCAGCAGGCACUGUAAACCAUCAAAGAACUCUGUCCUCUUCUAGUACGACAAGAACAACAGACCCACGCUUAUUACAACAACAAUUAUCGCGGUUUAUGUCUUCUUCUACCAGUAGUACAGAUGACAAGUUGUCCUUGCCAAAGAUUCCUUCGGACCCUGACCUGUAUCAAAACGGUUAUAACCAUUUUCCGUAUGAAUACUUACCUAUACCGCAGCAAGUUGAAGAAAGGGCGAGAAGAAGAGCUUUAGAACUACAGCAGCAACAGCAACACAUGGUGAGCGAUUUAUUAAUAAAUUACGUAGGCUCUCCAAAUCAGCACCACGUUGAUGAGAAUAGUAAUACCAACCAACCACCACCACCACCGCCACCACCAUUAACCACUUUAACAUGA